CGCCGUCCAAAAAAGAUUGACUCCGAACCCGGAGUUGUUCUGCUGCACUCAACAGGAGAGUUCACUGCAAGGGCCGAGUGCUGGGGUUGACGCUUGGGCAGCUGCAACCGCUGACUCGCAGUAAAGGGGUCCAAGACCCCUGACUUCCAGCAGAACGAAAACAGCCAAUCAGAACGAGGACAGACAGAUUCAACCCAAUCUAGGAGCCAGGCUGAGAGUGGGGGCGGGAACAAGGGCUGAGGUAGACUCAGGUCUGGAGCUGUGCUGGGGCAGUUUCUUUGCUGCUGCUGCUUCUGUGCUGAGAGUACUCUAGCCAGGUAGGGUGUAUGUGCGGGGGAGAGGUAGGUAUCUGUGUGGCUUCUAAUGGAGAGGAUCCGCACAGCCUGGAAAAAUGGAGAUGGGAUAGAAGGAAGAUACCCGGGAGGCAACCUUGUAGGGAGAAAAGAGAUUUCAGAGACCAAGAGCAGCGGGAGCUGGGAAAACGAAGAAAGCUUGUGUGUACAGAGCGAGUGAGUCGAUGAACGAAUGAGUGGCCACUCUGAGCCUGGCGCAAUGCGAGGAAGCUCUGCUUCCUAAGGCAAAAAGCCCUCUCAGGUUGGAGGGGAGCCAUGAGCCGAUUCCUGAACGUGUUACGAAGCUGGCUGGUGAUGGUAUCCAUCGUAGCCGCGGGUCACUCGCUGCAGAGCUUCCGAGACCACACCUUUCUCUAUGAAAACAUCUACAUCAGCAAGCCAGACCUGGUGAAUGGCCUCCAAGCUCGGACCUUUGGAGUCUGGACACUGCUCUCAUCAGUGGUUCGCUGCCUCUGCGCCAUCGACAUUCACAACAAAACGCUCUACUACAUCACGCUCUGGACCUUCUUCAUCGGCAUGGGGCACUUCCUCUCUGAGUUGUUUGUUUUUGGGACCAUGGCUCCCACGAUUUUCAUCCUGGCAACCCUCACGGUGGCAAGUAUCUCAAUCCUGGGCAUGCUAGUGGGGCUCUGGCAGCUAGAAGCAGAACCAGGAUCCAGACAGAAGAAGAGAAACUGAGGCCAACAUCCCCAUGUCCAAGACUUCAUCUCCUGCCUUUGCUUGCAUCUUCCGUCCCUAUGCUCUUCAAUUUCAUUUCUGCUCCAUCAUCCACUUCUAGCCUUUCACAUUUGGGUUUUUUUUCUUUAAUUUAAAAUUUAAGAUAUAACAUGCAUAUAGGAAGUCAGUACCAUUUAAAUUUAUGUAAAGAAUCAUUUUAGAAGGAGUCCUCUGUACCUCCAUCCAAAUCAAGGAACUGCCAGUAUAUCCGAAGCCCACUGUGUACACUUCCGCAACCCACAGCCUCUUCCAGGACCGUUUUUCCAGCCUUCUGCUUUUUCCUUUUGUUUUUAACUGUCGACUAUUUUAACAUAAAGGAAACAGCUGUAUGAGCAUGGAAAGAGCACUGGAGCCCAAGGACAAGGCGCUGGAGCAGACGGCUGCCAUCCAGACACAGCCCUGAGCCCCUCCACACUGGCGGAACCCUCACACACAGAG
Molecule: messenger RNA, 1508 nt
Organism: Capra hircus (goat)
Lineage: Eukaryota; Metazoa; Chordata; Mammalia; Artiodactyla; Bovidae
Product: probable ergosterol biosynthetic protein 28
Exons: 5
Coding region: 609-1031 (140 amino acids)
Cellular component (GO): endoplasmic reticulum; membrane
Molecular function (GO): protein-macromolecule adaptor activity
Source: RefSeq, a predicted model, not a curated record